This is a messenger RNA of Nasonia vitripennis (jewel wasp), 4352 nucleotides long. It is a transcript of the gene CrebB, whose product is annotated as cyclic-AMP response element binding protein. The transcript is spliced from 8 exons. Gene Ontology annotation, cellular component: transcription regulator complex; nucleus. Lineage: Eukaryota; Metazoa; Arthropoda; Insecta; Hymenoptera; Pteromalidae. Gene Ontology annotation, molecular function: DNA-binding transcription factor activity, RNA polymerase II-specific; protein binding; RNA polymerase II cis-regulatory region sequence-specific DNA binding. Gene Ontology annotation, biological process: regulation of transcription by RNA polymerase II. Bases 303 to 1319 code for a protein of 338 amino acids. The record is from RefSeq and is a predicted model, not a curated record.
AGUCCUACACACAACGUCGCUUAUAGUAGCAGCAGCAGCAGCAAUCGCACAGCAAGAGAGCUAGAGAGAGACAGUACCUACCUGCAGAGCAGACGCCCCGGGCGAACAUGGCCGCCGACGAGGACGACGCAGUUGCUGACUCCUAGCAGUCCAACUCGUCGUCGCUCCGUUGUUUACCCGCGGUCUAAUAGGCCGCUAUUUUUAGGGGCCCACCUAUCUCCGCGCGCGCUCUCUCUCUCUCUCUCUCUCUCUCUCUCUAUAAGUGCUGCUCGUGCGUUCGUGUGGCUCGCGGUCCCCGGGCUAUGGAAAGCAUGGUCGAGGAAAAUGGAUCAACUAUGGACCCAAUGUCGCAGGGAUCUCAGAGCGGCGAGACUGCGCCGACCAUCGUAACAUCGGUACCGAUUAUACUCAAUACUACUUCUACUACUAAUCAACAAACGAGCGCUCCUCUUACUACUGCUACUACUACUCAUCAUCUGCUAGCAUCCACCAGCAUUGUGCAACUUACGCUGCCUUCUGCCGCUGCCGCGCAGGUCCAGUCGGUCAUACAACCCAACCAGCAGUCAGUCAUACAGACGGCGACGAAUAUACAGCCCGUUGCCAUAUCCAAGGGAAAUGUCAUUCUUGUCAGCAAACCCAACUCGGUCAUUCAGACAGCUCAAGGAAGCAUACAGGCAUUGCAGCAAAACUUGUGUUAUCAGGUUGUUGACGACAACAGCGACGACAGCUACAGCGACGAUGAAUCUCCAAAGAAGCGAAGGGACCUGCUCUCCAGAAGACCGUCCUACAGGAAAAUACUAAACGAUCUUGGCGGAGGUGAGAUAGCGGUAAAACGGGAAACGAAUUGGUUCGGUGUUGCAGCAGAGGGUCGGUUGCCCCCCCUUGAAUCCUCUUCUGAAUGUGACUCUAACGUGGACAGUGAAGUGUCUUCCCAUUCGCUCCAUUACCAAACAGUAAUACCUGCAGGAACUAUUCAGAUAGCAACUCAAGGAGAAGGUGUACCUGGAUUACAUACAUUAAGUAUGAGUAAUUCAGCAACAGCGGGUGGUACUAUUGUACAAUAUGCCCAAGGCCAAGAUGCACAAUUCUUUGUACCAGCAAGUACAGGUCAUGGUGUAGUGGUUGAAGAUGCAGCAAGAAAACGAGAAAUGAGGCUUCUCAAAAACAGGGAAGCAGCGCGAGAAUGCAGGAGAAAAAAGAAAGAGUAUAUUAAGUGUUUAGAAAACCGUGUAGCUGUGCUGGAAAAUAGAAAUCAAUCCUUGAUGGAUGAACUCAAACAUUUGAAGGAACUGUAUCAACACCAACAAAAAACUGAAUGAGGUUGGUACUUGUUGUUGAGGUACCAUAUCAACAUUAAAUCAUUGUUCAAUGAUGAUGAAUCUGCACACGCGCUGAUCAUGUACAUUAUCGUUGGUGUUGUUCUGCAAACAAAGGUGAUGUACAUGCACUCGUAUAGAUAAGUGUUUCUUGUAACAUAUUGUAUUUAUGUACGACUACAAAGGCUUGUGAAACUUGCUGUUACUAAAGCGAGAAGCCAAAGUUUACACACAAUGCAGAAAACAGUCAUAUGCGGUUGAAAAACAUCUUAUUUUUUGUUUUAUUUUUUAUAUAUAAACAAGAGUUGUACACGAAAUGAACUGUUGGAACGAGGUGAGAUGUUGCUCUUCGAUGUAUGGCGCAAAGUGUCUUGAAUUAUGAAUCGAGAGAUUUUGUUGCUCUGCCAUAUGCAUAAGAUUUUAGAAUAUUUUAUUUGUGUGAAUGAAAGAAAGGCAACAUACUUCUUAUAAAGUUUAUAUGGUUCCAUAUGAUUGAAAACAUGGAAACUGUUAUGAAUUUUAUUUCAAGCAGAAUAAUGUUACAAAUUGUUAAGAGCAUCACUAAGAUCUUGUCACUCUAAUAUCUAUUGUGUUGCACUACUCGGUUUUAAAUCAAUGAUAUGCUCUGAACCGAAUGUCACACAUUUGUAAAAUACAGAUGUAAUAUAAAAUUGGAGUGCCUUGCAGAUUAGAGUAUAAACACAUAUAAAUCUAUAUGUAUAUAUAUAUAUAUAUAUAUGUAUAUAUGUAUGUAUACAUUUAUAAAAUAGAAUAUAUAUAUGAAUUUAUUAGUAUAUUUAAGUAUAUACUAAAUCAUAAUGUAUGGAAAAGAUAUUUUUAAAUAAUUUAAUGCUGAACGUUUUAUGGUAGAUUAAUCUGACCUAUUUAGAGACUUCAAUUAAAUAAACAUCAAGAUGUUUGUAUGUUCUUGUUAAGCUAAAAUGUAGCAAGAAAUUCGUUCUACUGAACACUCUUUUGGUGUAGGUUAAAUUUCUAAUGGUUCUGACAAUGUUUUUAUUUUUACUUAAAUUGCAGUUCCUUUGUCGUACAUUGGGUGCAUUUGUGUCUAAGUGUUACCGAUAAUCAUAUGGAAAAAUUAUGUCCCAAUGUAUAUUAACUAUUUUUAUUCAAAAAGAAUUAUUAGUCUUGAUGUAGCGAGAGAUAAAACAUACUAGUUCGAUUCCCGAUUCAAAAUGUUGAAAAAAUUAUAAAAAUGAUUAUAGAGAAAUAAAUAUGGUCAAAAAAUUUUAUUUUACAGCAUAAAAUGUAGUGUUCAAUGUCAAGUCUUUGACUAACUGACAUAAUUUUGUCCCAUAAUGGUCAAAAAGAGAUCUUUAACUGUUUGAUUAAAUCUCACUUGUAAUUAUAUGUAUAGUAUGUGUAUAUCUUGGUUACUGCGCUUAUAUUCUAGAGUAUUGUAUAUAGAAAUAAUAGAUGUAUUUUUACAUAUCAUUGGCCUUCUUCAAAAAUAUUGCUUGUAAAUCUAUCGAUAAAAAACGUCUUUAUCCAUUUCCUCAUUGACAGAACAAAGACCAAGUCAUGAAAAUAAUAGUAUUUUCAGUUAAGCCGAAAGAGAAAUAUCAUUAUAAAACUAAUUUUGUAUACCGAAGUGAAUGAUAUAAGAUGUAUUGAAAUUUACAAUAAACCUAAAUGGUAUGCAAAAAAUUGUAAUCAGCUCUAGGCUGUCAAUGAAAGCAGUUCGCAAUUUUUGAUUAUCAUUUAACACGUUUAUUAUAAUUCAUUAUAUUGCUUCGAAUUACUUUGUGACAACCAAUUGUUGAGGGUGUCAAUUUGUUGUUGUACUGCUGCUAAACUUGUGCCACCGCAAGUCUUGUAUUGUUCUACACUGCUUUCGAAAUUCCAGAUAUUUUUGACAUCCUCAUCGAAAACGGGUCUACAAAAAGUAAAAUACUUAUAUAGUAUAAGUCAUGAUGAAGCAUUAGAAUCUUCGGCCAUUUAUUUUAAACUCACGAAAAGUUUUUCAAUUUUGAAACUGGAAAUUCUUUAAUCGGUAUCUUUUCGGUUUCGGUUGCACAGAUUAUCUGACCGACAAUGUGAUGAGCAUUUCGAAAUGGAAUCUGCAAAAGAAAAAUCAAUGUGCACACGAAAAUUGUGUUAUUCAAACAGAGUUAAACAUUUAACAAAGUUCUUUACUAAAAUGAUAAAUCUUAUUAACACGUAAUUAUUAUGUCUUAAUUAUUGUCGCGAAACAGUUUAAAUUAACUAUAAUAAUACAGCAGUUGUCUUCUGCAUUAUAAUAAUUAUCUGUUGGAAGAUGUCAAAUAAUUUUGUUAAAGACAAAACACAUUGUAUAUACAAAUCAGAAGUACAAGUUAUUCUAUACAUCAAUAAACUCAACAAGUUUUUAUAUCUUACCCCUUUCCGCACGAGAUAGUAAGCCAGAUCAGUUGCUAGCAUAUUUAGCGUCAAAGCUGCUCGACAUUUGUCGGAGUUCACUUCUAAAGUUUUUAUAGUUUCCCGAGCAACGACGAGCAAAUCUGUCACAGUGUCGUAGGCAGUAAAUAGUGCCUCCUUGUCCUCUUGAAGAUCCUUAUUGUAAGUCGAAGGUAUACCUUUCAGCGUAGUCAGAAAUCCUACACACUUUUAUAUUUUUGCUUUUUUAUAUUUCAUUAACUAUUUUUUAAAAGAAAGAUGUCAAUGUAUGUAAAAAUAAUGUUUGUUAAAUAUUCUAUUUUUUAUACAUUUUAUAGCACGGUAACCUUAAAAUGACAACUUUAUUGUCGAUUUUGAGGUUGUCGUGCUAUAAAAUAUCGUAUGAGACUGUUGUGGGAGGUGUUUGUCUACCUUUUACUCGCUUCGCUCCUGCGAAAAACCUCGAGCAAGGUAGAAAACCAUCUCCCACAACAGUGUCAUAAUAUACUAUUAUGUGCAAAGAGGAGUAGGUGAAAAGAAUCGAUUUUUCGGCCUAAAAAUACACGUGCGUUUUGUGCAGAAACCGUUUCUUUUAACUUCCUCUUUCAAUAACUAUUCAUUUCUCAUCAUAGAAUGUUUUUUAAUGUGUUCUCUGUUAUUCGU